Molecule: messenger RNA, 1341 nt
Organism: Galdieria sulphuraria
Lineage: Eukaryota; Rhodophyta; Bangiophyceae; Galdieriales; Galdieriaceae
Product: exosome complex component RRP45
Exons: 1
Coding region: 121-1290 (389 amino acids)
Biological process (GO): U5 snRNA 3'-end processing; TRAMP-dependent tRNA surveillance pathway; U4 snRNA 3'-end processing
Cellular component (GO): cytoplasmic exosome (RNase complex); nuclear exosome (RNase complex)
Source: RefSeq, a predicted model, not a curated record
GAAACAAGCAUUUUGUUUCUCUAGCACAUAAAGACGACUAAUCUUAUUCUUCUACGGUAGUUGAACUGUAUCCUUCCUUUGGAAUUAUUACUCCAUCAAUUUUUAAGGAAUUGAUUAGUUAUGCGCGAUGAGCCCUUGUCCUUGCUGGAGAAAAACUUUGCUUUGGAAGCCCUACAAGCAGGAAUUAGAGUAGAUGGUCGAAAGAUCGAUGAAGCAAGACUUGUAAACUUUGAAUUUGGUUCACAAUAUGGUACAGUGACGGUUCGUUUGGGAAAGACCAAAGUAUUUUCUUCCGCCAUCGCAGAGGUCGUAGAACCAACUAUAGAUAGGCCUGCUGAGGGCUUUGUUACUUUCUCUGUCGACUUAUCACCAAUGGCAAGUGAAAAUUUAAUGCUUGAAUACCUUUAUUCUGGAAGAACGUCCUCAACGUUGGAGGAAGCAGCUGAAAUAGUGCGCUUCCUACAACAAAUAAUACGAGAAAAUCAAGCAAUAGACACAGAAACGCUUUGUAUUGUCGCAGGUGUACAAGUCUGGGCAAUAAGAGUAGAUAUUCACGUCCUUGAUCACUGUGGAAACGUAUUGGACGCUUGUUGCAUGGCUGCAGUGGCAUCGCUACUGCAUAUGCGAAAACCGGUUGUAACUGUCGUUGGGAAAGACGUAUUCAUUCACGGGAUCGAUGAACGCGAGCCAGUACCUUUAACAGUCCAUCAUUUGCCAAUAUCUGUGUCCUUUGGUAUUUUCUUGGAUGGUGACCUUAUUGCAAUAGAUCCCAGUAUACAAGAGGAAUCUGUCAUGGAAGGUACCCUAUCCAUAGCAGUCAAUGCCCAUAAAGAAAUUUGUGCUUUUCGUAAAGCUGGAGGUGCGUCCAUUGAGACAUCGUUGAUUUUCAAAAAUGCUUCUUAUGCGUAUUUGAGAGCGACUGAAGUUACAGUACAACUUGAAAAGGCUCUCAAGGAUACGUAUAGUAGAAAUGCAGUGGCUUCUGUGAAACCUCUUCAAGUAGAAACGACGAAAAAGUCAUUUCCUUUGAAUGAACAAGUUCAAGGUGUUACGACUGUUUGGAAACAAGUUGCGAAACAAAGUGCUUUGGAAGACAAGGAAAAAACGGUAGACCAGCCAAAUAUCACAAGUGUUACAAAUGCAGAAAUGGAAAUAUUUAUAGAUGACUCUGAAGAAUCAUAUACGAAAAGCGAUGAAUUAUCAGCUUCAACGGAUUCAGACGAAGAAACUGCUCCAGCUGUAAUUGCAAGACCGAGAGGUGGUAAGGGUCGUCCAAAAAGCAAAAAGUGACUCUUUCCAAAUUGAUCAAUUCUUAUGACAUUUAUCUGUUGCAUACUUGAA